Messenger RNA from Coccomyxa subellipsoidea C-169, 1216 nucleotides. RefSeq lists its product as hypothetical. Lineage: Eukaryota; Viridiplantae; Chlorophyta; Trebouxiophyceae; Coccomyxaceae. The coding region runs from base 438 to 953 and encodes 171 amino acids. The transcript has 4 exons. The record is from RefSeq and is a predicted model, not a curated record.
CUGUAGACACACCAUAAAUGCUUGCAAAGAUGCAGACUGCAAAUAUUCUACCCAAUCGGUGCCCUCGAUCUCUUCUAGUUCCAAUGGGUGGUGCGAGCUCAAGCAGGUUGAUCUGCACAUUCCCAGUUCUGCAGAAUUCUUUUGAGCUCGGACGAGACUCUCAAGCGUUGAGAUUUUCUUCGGAUGUUUUGCAUAAGACCACCCUGUUGGGGUCUCGAAGAAGAAAGAGCUUGCAUGUAAACGCUGAAUACAGCAGGCAAGGCAAUUCGCCUGGCUAUGGACGCGCUCCCGCUGGUGAGAGGUACAGAGAUAGAGGUCAAUAUGACUAUCCUCCAUCACGAGAGGGCUCUGGACAAGGGCCACCUCCUACAGAGGAGAACUAUGGGGGCGGGAACGGUGGUGGAACAGGCAAUGGUGGAAACAAUGGAGGGGGCGGCAUGGACAACUUCACUAAAGCGUUGAUAGCAGGCGCUUUCAUCAUGGGCAUGGGCACCGGAGUGUGGUUUAACUCUGAAGCCACAUUUUACCCAAGCAACGUGGCAUCCACAGAAGUCAUUGACAGGCGCACGCCCAACAGCGAAGUCUGCAUGGCCAAUGGCUACAGCUCCAUGGUCUUUGAUGAGCGAGUCUUCGUGUCCUUCAAUCCGUUCAAUGUCUAUGUGACUCAGCCUGAGGUGAAGCCUGGCUGCGUUCUUCGCCGCGCCAACAUAGGGCUCUUGGAAAAGAAGAAGCUUGUCACUGAUCGCGAGGUGGGCGCAUGCACCAAAAACAUGAACACAUUUGGGUUUGUUGGAGACCUCAAUGGGUCACCAGAGGUGUCCUGCGUGUACCACAGCGAAGACGGAGAGAAUCAGUUUCUGAGAGACCCCAAGCGGUCAGUCAUGGGUGACGGCUUCCAGCCCCAUGAGCUGCUGGACAGCACAAAGAAGACACAGGCUCCAGCACAGAACUGAUCUGCAAACAGCAGUGACCUGAUGCAGUCCCCCAGGGCCUGUGCGCUGCCAGCACAGUGUACUAUAAGAGCUACAUAUGGUAUUUCAGUUGGAGAUGCUUGAUUCUUUUGACAAUUGACAUGUAGCUUGCCAAGCAGUGCUGGCUAUUGCGCCAUGCAUGCAUUUUGUAAGGGUCUAAUUGUAGUACACCCGUUUGCUUGGGAUCAUAACAACCUGUUGAACUUGUAUUGAAUGAUAGGUUCUGUAAUGUGGGAGUCUAUCGC